Messenger RNA from Siniperca chuatsi (mandarin fish), 3892 nucleotides. RefSeq names its product oxysterol binding protein-like 1A (gene osbpl1a). The record is from RefSeq and is a predicted model, not a curated record. Gene Ontology annotation, cellular component: intracellular membrane-bounded organelle; membrane; cytosol. NCBI's taxonomy places the organism in Eukaryota, Metazoa, Chordata, Actinopteri, Centrarchiformes, Sinipercidae. The transcript is spliced from 30 exons. Gene Ontology annotation, molecular function: protein binding; cholesterol binding. Bases 384 to 3299 code for a protein of 971 amino acids.
UGACAGAGACAGCUAUAUUUCGCCAUCGGUCAGCUGAACGUCAGUUGAAGACGGCAAACGUGGAGUGUGUGAUGUGUGGGACGACAUGCUCCGCGCUGUUUGUGCUGCAGUAGAGCAGCAGGAAACGGCUCAGGGGGGCUUAAAACAUCACAUGCAGCCUCACAGAGGGCCCGUGUGAGAGCAGCUGUGUCGGAACACCCUGGAUUUGACUUCACAGGACUGGACUAGUUGAAGCAUUGCUUUUUCCUCCCUGUCUGGACACUCUUGUGACAAUUUCCUCACAUGUCCUAAACAAUUAGAGAUGAUGACUUACUAAGCAACACAAACCAACAACUUGUCCAGGCUGAACUCUGGAGAUUUGACGAGUCACUUUAAAGGGGUCCAUGGAGGAGCUGGAGCCAGAGGAGCAGUUCCUGCAAUACGCCCGGAACGGAGAUCUGCCGGGGAUACAGAAGCUCCUCAUGUCCAAGAUAAGGGCAGAGACACAGAUCGACAUAAACUGCAAAGGUAAGAAAAAGUCUAACCUGGGAUGGACGCCUCUUCACCUGGCCUGUUACUUUGGACACAAAGAUGUAGUGGAGGAAUUACUGAAGGCUGGGGCGGAUGUUAACUUGCCCAAUAAUAUCGGAGAUACACCGCUGCACAAAGCUGCCUUCACAGGAAGAAAGGAGGUUGUCAUGCUGCUGCUGCACUAUGAUGCAUGUGCUACUGUCAUCAAUGGGACAGCACAGAUUCCCAAAGAUGUCACUCAAAAUGCAGAGAUCAGAAGCAUGCUAGAAGCGGCCGAGAGAACAGAGGAGAGGAAACUGGAGGAGGAACUUUUGGAAGCUGCACGAGAAGGAGACCUUUCAACUCUAACUCAGCUGCUCAGCAGGAAAAAGCCGCCAGACAUCAGCUGCACAGAUCUGCUGGGUAACACUCCACUGCACUCUGCAGCCUAUCGAGGCCAGAAGCAGUGUGCCCUAAAGCUGCUCCAAAGUGGAGCGAGCCCCAACAUCAAGAACAAGAAUGGCCAGACAGUGUUUGACCUGGCUAGUGAUUCAGCAAUGAAGCAGGUCCUAAAAUUCAGCGUUCAUCGAGGUAUGACCCACAAUGUCAAGAAGUACGAGGGACUCCUCUGGAAGAGCUCCAGAUUUUUUGGCUGGCGCUCCUACUGGGUCAUCCUUCAAGAUGGGGUUUUAUCCUGGUACUCAAAACAGUCAGAUGGAGCUGCCAAUAUCAGAAGGCAAGGUUGUAAGUCCCUCACACAUGCUCACUGUUUGAUCCGAGCCAAAGAUAGCUGCUUUUUCACCCUCAAGUGCUUCGAUGACAGUGUGCAUCACUUCAAAGUAUCACCUAAAAAUGACCCAGAGGCAACAAGAAAAGCGUGGCUGGACGCACUGGAAGAGCACUCCGCUUACAGCACACACUACUGCUCCCAAGAGCAGGGCAGUGAGGAGGAGGAGGAGGAGGAAGUGAUGUCACUCGGGGAGCUAACAGACACACUACAGGCAGCGGAGGCCAGCCGGAAGAAACUAGAAGAGGAGGUGGCAGCUUUCCUGUCCAUGCUGAAAAAUGAUGGGCUGGCAGAAAGGUUUCCAUCCGCCAUACUGCAGAAAAUGCAAGAAAUCUGUGAGUUGUCCAGCGCGACCCAUUCCAGUCUCAGUGUGUGUCUCAGCUUCUUCUCCAGACAGGAAGGGGUGCGCAGUCUGAAAUUGGAGCAGGAGGUAGAGAAGAAUAAGAUCCUCUCCGAAGCGCUGCAGACUCUCGCCACGGAGCACCACGAACUUGAGCAAUCCGUCGUCAAGGGAUCUCCACCGCGGAGUGCCCUCAGCGAGGAUGAGUUCCACGACGCCGUGUCUGAAUCGGACUCAGAGCUCUCCCUGAGCGGCUUUGAGACGGUGGCCAGCCAUUCCUUUGAGGAGGACGAGGAGGAGGACGAAGGCUCUGUCAUGUUAAGCAGCCCUUGCAGUAGCCCCACCAGCAUGUUGCAGGAGGAUCACCAUGGCGACAAGGACAAGGCUCAACCCAAUGGGAUCACAAAGCAUAGGACCAGCUUACCUGCACCAAUGUUUUCAAGAAAUGACUUCAGUAUUUGGAGUAUCCUGAGGAACUGCAUUGGAAUGGAGCUCUCCAAGAUCACAAUGCCAGUGAUUUUCAACGAGCCGCUAAGCUUCUUGCAGCGUCUGACAGAGUACAUGGAGCACACUUACCUCAUCCACCAGGCCAACACCUCCUCAGACUCUGUCGAGAGGAUGAAGUGUGUGGCUGCGUUUGCGGUGUCCGCUGUGGCCUCCCAGUGGGAGCGGACAGGUAAACCCUUCAACCCUCUGCUGGGAGAAACCUAUGAACUGGUCAGAGAGGAUCUGGACUUCAGGCUCUUAUCGGAGCAGGUGAGCCACCACCCUCCAGUCAGCGCCUUCCACGCUGAGGGCCUGAAGGAAGACUUUGUGUUUCAUGGAUCCAUCUACCCAAAACUCAAGUUUUGGGGCAAGAGUGUGGAAGCAGAGCCUAAAGGCAUCAUCACUCUGGAGCUGCCCAAGUACAAUGAAGCCUACACAUGGACAAAUCCUACAUGUUGUGUUCACAACAUCAUUGUGGGCCAGCUGUGGAUUGAGCAGUAUGGAAAUGUGGAGGUGAUCAAUCACAGAACUGGUGAAAGGUGCUGCCUGAAUUUCAAACCAUGUGGUCUUUUUGGCAAAGAACUGCACAAGGUUGAAGGGUAUAUUCUGGAUAAAAGUAAAAAGAAGCUGUGUGCUCUCUAUGGGAAGUGGACAGAGUGCCUGUAUGUUGUUGACCCUGCUGCCUUUGAAGCGCAUAAGAAAAACGACAAGAAAGGGGCAGGGGAGAAAAAAGGCAGCAAAGCGGGUUGCAGUGAGGGUCAGGAGGAGGUUCCUUCUCCAGCUGCAGAUACUGUGGAGAUGAUUCCUGGCAGCCAGCUGCUGUGGAGAAUCGCACCCAGACCAGCCAACUCUGCCCAGAUGUACAGCUUCACGUCCUUUGCAAUGCAACUGAACGAGCUGCGUAAGGAGAUGGAGGGAGCCAUUCCUCAGACUGACUGCAGGCUGAGGCCAGACAUACGAGCCAUGGAGAAUGGUGACAUCGACCUCGCCAGUGAGGAGAAAAAAAGGCUUGAAGAAAAACAGAGAGCUGUUCGCAAAAACCGCUCCAAAUGUGAUGAAGAGUGGAAGACGAGGAGUCCUGCCCUGGGCCCAAGGUGGUUUCAGCAGGGGCAAAACCCCCACACCAGCUCCCAGGACUGGCUCUUUUCUGGUGGAUACUGGGACAGGAAAUACAGCCAGCUGCCAGACAUUUACUAAUGGACAUUUCCUGCACAAAUAAAUUUGCUCCAUACAGUGUCCUCAGUACAGAAAAGCAUUAACUGUUUUUUGUUUAUUUUUUAACGGAAUAGCUACAGUAACUACAAGCAAUAUGCAAACAGUGUACUUAAACUGUGUGGCCUUAAUCAACUUUAUGAUAGUAUAACUGUGCAUUAAAAUAGUAAAUAAUCAAUAUACAAUUACAAAAUGUAAAGUUGUUUGACAAUGCUUUGAAAUGUAGCAUUUGUAUUUACAUUCUGUUCAUAAUGGACGUUUAGCAUAGUGGAGAAGUGCUGAUGCACAGGGGUGCAUGAUUUUAUUGUCCAUCUGUCUUCUUUUAAAUGUUCAUAAUGGUGUUUUGACUCUAAAUGUAGAUCUGUAUAUAUACUUUACACAAAUUCAUCUUCAACCUGACCUCAUCAUGCCGUUCACUUUUCCUCUGAACUAUACAAUCACUUAAUAUGAGGUUGACGUGGAUGUAAUUACUCCAGAUGUAUUUUGUCUUGUAAAAAAAUUAGGCUUACAAAACAUACUCACAAAAACAUACAGUAUAUUUUCUAUAUCAAUAUUAAACUUAUAAGAAUUGUCUGGCA